AUGCGGCUCCCUCACUUCAUCUCUCUAGUCGCUCCAGUCGCCUUCGCAAACCCCAUCCUUCCCCAACAGAUCCCUCUAUCACCAGCCACCACAAUCACCACCACCAGCGGCUCGACAAACCCUCAUAACCAUGAUUAUAUCUCACCCUCCCUCUUCUCCGAAUUCGAAGAACUAUCAAGAAUAGUCGAUAUAACCUACUGCAUCGGUACACCAUCGCCCGGAAUCUCGCAUCCAUUCAUCUGUCCAUCCCACUGCUCUCAAUUCCCAUCGUUCCAACUAAUCCAAUCAUGGAACACCGGUCCUUUACUUUCAGAUUCAUGCGGUUAUAUAGCAUUGUCUCAUCCUCCGGCUGAAAAAAGGGUUAUUGUGGCGUUUAGAGGGACAUAUAGUGUUACUAAUGCCCUCGUGGAUUUGAGUACCGGACGGCAGGAGUAUGUGCCUUAUCCGCCUAGUAAUCGGUCGGAUCUUUCGGUAUAUUAUAAUACACAGUCGAAAGAAGAGGGAGAGGUGCCGAAGUGCGAAGGAUGUUGGGCUCAUGCCGGGUUUUUGGAAAGUUGGAGACAGGCGAGUGAAGUUGUGGUACCGGUUGUGGAUGGGUUGUUGAGGCAGUGGGAGAGUCAUGGGUAUAGACUAGAACUUGUGGGUCAUAGUCUUGGUGGAGCUGUGGCUGGGCUUGCUGGGUUGGAGUUUAGAGAGAGGGGGUGGAAGGGGCGGGUUACGACUUUUGGAGAGCCGAGAAUCGGCAAUGCGAACCUUUCACAAUACAUCAAUCUACUCCUUCCUGCCCCAAACUAUAGACGAAUAACACAUAAAUCCGAUCCAGUCCCUCUUCUGCCCUUUUCGAAAUGGGGUUUUUUACACCAUGCCACCGAAUAUUUCAUCGAGAAGGAGGAUUUAACACCGACACCUGAAGAUGUGAGGGUUUGCGAGGGGGAUGAAGACGAGACUUGCGCGGCUUCUGGAAGCGUUAAUAUGCUGCAGUUGCUGUGGAGUCAUAGGGAUUAUUUUAAUCGGCUGGGGUUAUGCGUGCCGGAUGGGUGGAGGAGGGUACUGGAUGGGGCUUGGGGGCCUUGGUGGCCGAAGAAGGGUUAUUAA
Orbilia oligospora ATCC 24927 is the source of this 1095-nucleotide messenger RNA. RefSeq lists its product as uncharacterized. Gene Ontology annotation, biological process: lipid metabolic process. Lineage: Eukaryota; Fungi; Ascomycota; Orbiliomycetes; Orbiliales; Orbiliaceae. The coding region runs from base 1 to 1095 and encodes 364 amino acids. The record is from RefSeq and is a predicted model, not a curated record. The transcript has 2 exons.